AUCGUACUCGUUACAGUCGCUUUCGUUAUCUGGUGAGCAGCUGGUUUGUGGCUCUCUGAACUCAGGAGUAUUAGCACACCUGCCACCCAAUACAGGGCUGCAAUUUCUUCCGCCUUGCCAAGAGAACGUCUACGCCAUGGCAUCUCUGACAAAAGGAAUUUUUAUUGUUGCUGCCAAAAGAACGCCAUUUGGAACUAUGGGUGGGAAAUUUGUUCAAAAGAAAGCGGUAGAGCUCCAAACAGUAGCAGCAAAAGCAGCAAUGGAAGCUGGAAACGUCAAACCAGAACAGAUAGAUUCUACAGUAAUUGGACAUGUUCUGUCUAUUUCAUCAGCAGAUGGAAUACUGAUAGCUCGACAUGCUGCUUUAUACAGUGGUGUCCCAAUAGACAGGCAUGCCAUGAGCAUAAAUCGACUCUGUGGAUCCGGUUUUCAAUCCAUUGUCAGUGGUGCUCAGAGCAUACUUGUGGGUGAAUCAAAAGUGGUCUUAACUGGAGGAGCUGAAAAUAUGAGUCAGACACCAUAUUUUGUGCGUAAUGUCAGGUUUGGAGCACCUCUUGGAACCAAAAUUGAAUUUGAAGACUCCUUCUGGGCUGGUCUAACAGACACAUAUUGUAAUUUAAAUAUGGCUAUGACAGCGGAGAACUUAGCUGUAAAGUAUAAAUUAACCAGGGAGAAUGUUGAUAAGUUUGCUCUUCGAUCACAGAUGCUUUGGAAGAAUGCCAAUGAAAAAGGUUACUUUAAGGAAGAAUUAGCUCCAGUUACCAUAAAAACAAGGAAAGGUGAAGAAAUUGUGAAUGUUGAUGAGCAUCCUAGACCAUUCUCUACAGCUGAAGGACUAGCAGCUCUUCCUCCAGUUUUUAAAAAAGAUGGAGUUGUUACUGCAGGUUCCGCAUCGGGUAUAUGUGAUGGUGCUGGAGCUGUGAUAAUUGCCAGUGAAGAAGCUUGCAAGGAAUACAAUUACCAACCUCUUGCCCGCCUAGUUGGUUACUCUGUUGCUGGAGUUGAUCCCAGCAUAAUGGGUAUUGGUCCUGCACCUGCAAUACAAAAUCUGUUGAAGGUUUCCGGAAAAUCUUUAGCGGAUAUUGACCUGGUUGAUAUCAAUGAAGCAUUUGGUGCCCAGGUAAUGGCCUGCCAGGAAGAACUGAAACUAGAUAUUGAGAAACUUAAUGUCAACGGAGGUGCUAUUGCUCUAGGUCAUCCACUUGCAGCAUCAGGGGCUAGAAUCACCACACAUAUUGUACAUGAGCUCAGGAGGAGGAAAGCAAAAUAUGGAAUUGGAUCUGCUUGCAUUGGUGGUGGCCAAGGAAUUGCUCUCUUGAUUGAAAGCAUACACUAAUGAAUGUUUUUUUAUGAGAAGACUGACUUGUUAAUUCAUAAUAAUAAUAAUUAACUUCCUAAUCCCAAUUUUGUGUUAAAAUUCCACUUUGCACAUCCAGUAUUACUUCAUUUUAUGCUUUUAUACUAAGAAAUAAACUACUAUGUUAUCAUCUUUACUACACCUUCUUAAGUUCCAAUGUGAAAAAAGUGUACAUUUGUUGAGGAAUAUAAUUCUCAAAAUUUUAUUUAAAUGUUGUAGAGAGAACUUUAACAGUUAUUCUGGAUAUACACUGCUGUCAUAUGUGUGGUUAUUUCUUAUUAAGAGAAAACUUUCUUGCUGCUGUAAGGUAUAUGCUCUGUACUAAUGGAAUAUACAAGUAUUCUUGUUACUAUAAUAAACUAUUCACCAUAAAGCCAGUUACAAAAAUGUGCUCUAAAUUAAAAAAGACAAGUAAUUUUCAGUACAACUCCCAUUAUGACACUUAAAUUCAGAAAUUUCUUAUGUGUUGUUCCUUAAGCAUAGCUUCAUUCAGUGUUGAGUUACAUCACAUUUUUUACAGAACAAUUCAAAUGUUAGUGAUAACACAUAAAGGCUACAAUAUGUUCUCAACGUAUUGUCCAGUACAUUUGAAGUUUGUUAUUAUCUGACUUACACACUCCUCAUGGUCUUUAACCAACACAUGUAUCAGAAUGCAAGAACAAGAAUCAACAGUCUGUUCCAUAAGAUGUGCAAUGUUUCUGAUUUUCACUGGAUACACAAUUUCCUGCAUAGAAAUCUAAUGGACUUAAAUACAGAGAAAAUGGCUGCCACUCCAAUGGACCUCCAUGACCUAUCCAUCUCCGGAGAAACUGGUAUCCAUGAAUGCCCAGACAACUAGUCCAUAAUGAGGUGGUGUACCAUCAUGCUAGAAGAAAGUUGGAAAUGUCUCAUCGUCAGACAACAAAGACAGCUGGACAUCUUUAACAACUGCAAAUAAUAGGCUGCUGUUGGUGUAUCCUAUAUGGAGAAGGGGCCAACAAUAUGAGAACAUGAUUUCCCAAACAAAACCAUCAAUUUUGAUGUGCCAACUACCUUUGACAGUUUCAUCCAGCAAGGGUUUACAUCUGGUCAGUAUCUGUGAUUCUGUUUUUCACUUCUCCAUUCACGUAGAAAUUAGCAUCAUUUGUAAACAGCAUAUCAUAUGGGGAAAUGAUGAUUUCAUCCAGCUUGCAUGCCACCCAUUCUGCAAACUUCACCCAGUGAUCUGGAGAUUUGGUGAGAUUUGCAUUUGCAUUUCGCAAUGGUGCCAUUUAUGUGUGAUCAAAAUUUUCACUGCUGACGUAUGACUGACCUAAGUUCCUGGUAUGCAGUAAACAUUGUGCUCUGGACCCUUACCGAACAAUUCCAGUGUAGCAGUUCUUGUUUCAUCCAUAUCAUUAGCCAUGUAGCUUUUGAUUUCUUUGUGACAGAGCAAUUUUCAUGGAAUUUCACAAGCAGUUUCAACAUCACAUUGUCAUUAACAUAUAGUCUACCUGGGUGGUGUUGGCUAAAACCCUCUGCAGGACAGUCCCAAUGCGUUAGGUUGUAUUAAUGCUAUCAGUUUUCACGUCAUUUGUAAGAAAGAAGCCUCAGUCAUCAGUCAAGAACGAACAAAAUCAUGCUCAUUUGAAAGACACCAUUGUUUUUCCUGUAUAAUUCUCUAUCUGUUUGAUAUGCCACAUGACAUACUUUCCAUUUCAAAAUUUUUGUCCCAGACAGUGGCUUCCAAAAUGGCCAACAUGUUGGUAAUAUAGCCACACAGGUUUCACUCCCCCCUCCUCCUCUCCCAUGUCCAUCUCAUACUAUGGUACUUAUGGCUGCGCCGGCCGCGGUGGUCUAGCUUGAACUUAUGGCUGCCACCUUGGCUAUAUCAUCUCACUACAGGCUUUCCCAACCUCCCAUUCCAUAUUACUUGAGAUUAAAUUCCUGUUGUCCACAUGUUUUGUGUUAUGGGGAAGAGUGGGGACAUAUUGUGCACGUAAGCCAUUUUUUUAAUACUUCUUAUUUUAUGAACUGAACUGGAAUGGUGAAAUCUUAUUUUGUCAAGUAUUCGAUUGCCUAUAUGUUUAUGGUUCCAUAUUUGGUACAUUGAAUCUGUUUACAUUUCUACAGGUAUUACCGCAAGGGGUGAUGUAAUACCAUGCAGUGUAAGGCAUAGUACAAUAUAGCACAUAAAAUGGCAAAAGCUCUGUAAAAAUAAAACAACUGAAAAAUGUAUUUACAAUUCAAAAAUGUAAAUUUCAGAACUUAUUAAAGUUUCAACAAAGAGCAAAAAAACAA
Schistocerca nitens (vagrant locust) is the source of this 3616-nucleotide messenger RNA. Its product is annotated as 3-ketoacyl-CoA thiolase, mitochondrial-like. The transcript is spliced from 8 exons. Gene Ontology annotation, biological process: fatty acid beta-oxidation. Bases 137 to 1336 code for a protein of 399 amino acids. The record is from RefSeq and is a predicted model, not a curated record. Gene Ontology annotation, molecular function: acetyl-CoA C-acetyltransferase activity. Lineage: Eukaryota; Metazoa; Arthropoda; Insecta; Orthoptera; Acrididae.